Messenger RNA from Aspergillus puulaauensis, 1017 nucleotides. RefSeq lists its product as uncharacterized. Lineage: Eukaryota; Fungi; Ascomycota; Eurotiomycetes; Eurotiales; Aspergillaceae. The transcript has a single exon. The coding region runs from base 1 to 1017 and encodes 338 amino acids. The record is from RefSeq and is a predicted model, not a curated record.
AUGACACACACCAGCGAAACAAUCUGGGAAAGCCUCCCCCGCUACCCAGUCCCCGAUGAGCUCGAGAAGGCCCUCGCAGCACCAGAAACACAAAAGGCUGAAGACAAUGCAAGCACAGCCCUACUGAAUGCCGCCAUGAAAGCAGACCCCGAAGCCUUCGCAGCAGCAGCAGACAAGCUCUUCAGCAGCGAACCCAACAUCCACAUCCUCACGCCCAUCAUGAAAGCUACGGCGAUAGCUCUCAGCGGAGUCCGCAAGGAAGUUAACCACGACACCCGGGUUGACUGUCACAUACUAGGAAAAGACCUUCUGAGAAGAGUCAUGGACUGGAAAACCGGAAAGGAGCGCGAGGUCGUCCUGCACCACGCUCUGACAAUUGCUGCACUGACAGGCAAUGUGGAUAUCGCGCAGGGGAUACUGGCGGAGGACAACGCAGUUGCAUUCCACGAGAUCCCGAUCUACGCUGCUGUCAAAGCCGCAGCGAUUCCUGAGAAGAAGGGCAAUGCGGAAGUCGUUCUCGCGAGGCUCGUUGCCAGUCUGUGUGAUAGGGAGCAUAAGGAGGACGUGGCGUAUGUAGCCUCCCUGCUUGGACUUGGGCUUGGACUUGGGCUUGGACUUGAACGUGAGCCGGCCAAUGACAUUGUCGGUGCUCAUGUCGAGGCUCACAAGGCCAGUAUAAUCACCGAGGCAUUGGAGAUUAACCGCCAGAUUGGAUGGAAUGAGGAGGUUGCGGCGAUUCUCAUGCCGGCGUAUCGCAAGUUUGUUGGUGAGGGCGUUGAGGUUGAUUUGGCCAGACUGACUGAUGCCUUUGAGGAGAAGGUGAUGGAUGUCUACUUGAACUGGUCAGUCACGCAGUGCCAGACGAUCCUUAACGAUAGGAGUCUUGCAAGUGGCAAUGGGACGCCGAAGGUGCUCAGAACGAGCAUUAAAAGGCGCAUUAGGGCUGGUGUUGCGAUGGAGAAGGACAAGGGCACCAAUAGUGCCCAGACAGUUCGUGAGGAUAAGAGGGAAAGCUAG